AUGUCAUAUGUGAGUCAGGGAAAGCUACGCUUCCUAACAAGACACGUUGAUCAACGAGAUUGGGAGAAACCAUUCCAGUUCCUGAUGAAUACAACAAUUCAUGUUGGAAAUAUGAAGAAAACAGAGAGAAACAUCAAUGUUACUUUGUCAAAAGAAGAGAUUCAUGGAAAUUUGACCUGCAUGGAAAACCAACCCCCAGAAGGAUCACAUGCCCUAGCAAUCUGCUUUCGAAACAUUGUGGAAAUCAUGACAAAAUUGCAAGAAGAAGAUGUUGAAAGAAUUGCAGAGUUUUACUUUGAACAGCUUGACAUAUAUUUGCCUGAGGACAAAAGAGCAAAGGAAAAUAUGGUUGAUGUGUUUGGAGCUAUGAAUACAGAACUCUCAGAUAAGAUUCUGGCUGAAAAGAUAUUCUUAAACCCCAACCCUGAUCAUGAGAUGAUCAAAAGAAUUCUGACACAUGUGGCAACAAAAUUAAGGUCUCCUCACAAGAUUCUUCUGCAAGUUUUAGAAGAUGCUGUCUUUCACAAAGAAAAGUUUCCCAAAGAAUUUUAUGCAAAGGACACCCAUAGUCGAUGCAUGUUGGCACUAGGUGCAGUGAGUCACAAAUUGACCAAAGAAGGAAAUGUUAAUCGAGCAAGAAGAACAGUGAAAUGGGUGCAUUCUGUACUGGGCAUGCAUGAUCCAUAUGAGUACAGAAAAAGGAGAGCAGUGAUGACGGAGAAAGAAAAGGAAUUUUAUGAUCAUCACAAAGUGAUUUUGCUGGAGACACUGGGAAAUGCCCGAAUGGAUGAGUCUUAUGAUUACAUUAUCUCUCACAUCAACAGUACAAACUCACAGUGGAUCAAAAGAGCUGGAUGUCAUGCAUUGAGGAAAUACGAACAUCAGCAUGCGGCUGAUACUCUUCUGUAUUCUGCAUUAUUUGAUGAGGACCAGUCUGUUCGUUAUGAAGCUGCCCUUUUGUAUAUGGGACAUCCUAAAGGCAAAAUGAUUGCUCCAUUGAAUAGUGAAACAACAGGAAAUGGUACGGCAAUGAUAGAUCCAUAUGAUGCGGGCAUUGAUGUGUUGGACCUUGCUCAAAACCAUCAUAGGUCUCGGAGGAGCAUCUGGGAUGGACUUAAAUUUAGAUUGGAAGCACCAAGUGUGGACUGGCAGAAGUUGAUAGGAUCAAAAAGCAUUGGGGCAUCAUUUGGUGUGAUCAUGAUGAAUCUUCUGGACUUAGUUGUUGCACCAACACAUGGCCAUGUUAAAGUUAAAGUUCAUGAUGAGGCGUAUGCCAGAGUCCAUCUUGGCUUCAUUGGAAAAAACAUUGAGUUUUUUCUGGCCAGAGUUUGCUUUAAAGGAGGAGCUGAAUACAGCAUAAAUAUUCUUCAGGGAAAUGAUAUGAAGAAAAUAAUAAAGCUGGCAGCCAAUUUCUCUAAGAAGUUGAAGGAGAUUGUGGAAGGAAUCAAGGAGGGUGUUCAACUCUUCAAAGACGUCAUAUCUGGGAGACUGAACAUUAAGGAUAUCAUUAAAGAGCUGAUUCAGGCCAUCACUAGUUUGCCACAAAAGAUUUUGAAACUGAGGGACAUUGCAUCUUCAGCCAUGAAAAAGAUCGGAAGUUUUGAUCCGGCAGACUUACCAGUGGAGUUCCAGCCAGUGAUAAACUUUGUCCACAAAGUGACCAAGUUAUUUAAUGACAUCAAAACAGAUGUAAUGGGGUUUGUGCAUGAAAUUGAACAGGCAAUUAAUGUUGUUAUUCCAAAGCAAGGAAAAGACAUUUUUGAUGCAGUGAAAGAUAUAAUUGAUGGCUUUAAAAAUAUUCUUAAAAAUCCCAAAGAGGCAUUGAUGAAAAUUGGAGGGAGCAUUUUUAAGAUUUAUCAAGCUGUAAAAAUUGUUCUUGAACAGAAAGACAAAAUUCAAGAUGCUUGUUUCUUUCUGAGAGAUGACAAGCCAUACUGGUUUGAUGUAGCAGGGUUAGUGUCUGAGUACAGUGACAUGGCAGCCAAGGCGUUUAGAAGUUUAGAGACAUCAGGUACAGAGUGGAUAAGUGAGAAAGUUGACGAAGCAGAGGAUGCAGUGAUAAAGUUUUCUAAGGGAAAGUUCUCCAUGCAAUCUAUGAAAAAAGAGGUGGUAGAUUUAUUGAAAACAAUAAAAGAAGAGUUGAUGGACCCAUUUAAAGGUUUAAUUGGAAUGGCUGAUACAUUUAUUAACAAGUAUGGGAAGGUUUUCAACAUUAUCAAGUCCGUAAAAGAUGCAUAUGAUAUUCUGAAGGAAGGGUAUGAAACAGCCAGAGGAAUAAUAGACUCCCUGUUUGGAACCAGAACACAUGGGCGUUUCCCUGUAGUUCGCAGAGAAAAGGAUGACCAGUGUAGUGGCAGUGGAGAAUAUCCGUCAAGUCUUGGAAGUGGCCAUACAAAUUACAGGCAUGAAGGAGUGGACAUUGUUAUAGACAGUGGGAAAACAAUUGUUGCCCCAUUUGCUGGAGAGGUCACAAGAGAAGAUGGAGACACAGUAAAGCUAGUGGUACAGGGAGGCUCACUGAAGGAGGCCAUCAUAUAUAUCACCAAUAUUGAACCAAAAUCUAAUAUAGAAGAAGAGGAGCCUAGAUCUUUUGCAGCAGGUCAACCCAUUGGAACAGCUAAGCAGUCAAAGUGCAAAAAUCAUAUACAUGUGUCCUUCCACAAAGAUGGUGAAUAUAUAGAUCCUACGAAAUAUUUGGAAUUUAAGCCUGUAACAAUGCCAGAAUGGAAACAACAGUGUGAUGAUUAUAAACUAGUGCUGAUGGAUGAAACACUUGCUGCUGGAUUCAUUGUUGGACUAGGUGGCCAACAGCCAGAAAAUAAUGACCCCAAGCUGGAAAACACAGAAGUAGCUGCAGAAAUACCUGACCUGCCAUCAUCUUUUGAUCCUGAUUUCACAACUGAUAUUAAAGAUGAUCCGGACAGUGCUUACAAUGCCAUGCAAGACCAGUCGACAAAUUCUGAUGUCUUGGAGAUUGAUGAUCAGGAAGAUAUGUGUCCAGCUUUGAUGGGGACUAAUUCUCCAGUGACCACUACCACAACAACAGUUGCUCCUGCCAAGACUGGAAAAGGUUUCUUCUCCAAACUUCUGAAGGCUGCAGACAAAUUCCUGCAGAAAUUCAACAUUCGUCGUCUUAAGUUUGGGACAAUCAUUGAGUUUCUAGACAAGCUUAAAAUGGUCAAAAGUAAAGAGGCAAUGGCUAAAGUGAUGAUAACUAUCAAAGAACUCAUAGAAAAUAAACCCUGUGUAAGCCCACAUGAAAUGACGGAAGAUCAGCUUACGAAUGAGUUGAUGGAAAGAGGCAAAGAUGCAUCAGGUUCAAGAGAGGACAUGGUGGCCAGACUUCUGGAGCUUGACCAAAGCUGUCCAUUGAUGUCCUUCACCAUGCCAAAGAAUGUAUACUGUACCUUUGACAGUCAUUGCUUGGGAGUGGAAUGUUGCAUCAAUGUUAAAAUUGCCAUGUUCCUUAAAGUCUUCAAGUUCUGGGCCAGAUUUGAUCCAUGUUCAGAACCAAUGCAAUUUGUGAUGGCAUUUGACAAGUUCAAUUACACAAUCAAAAUAAAAGGCAGUCUAAACUUUGAUGGUUUUGAAAAUGAACUGAGAACAGGGAUCAAGAUAAAUCUUAUGGGCGGCAUUGAAUUGAUUGUCAAAUACAGUAUUACUAAAGGAAAGGAAGCAGCGUUGGCCACAUUUGGUGUAGGCUUCUGUAGUUAUGAAGACAUUAACGACUGUAUUCUGUUUGUCAACUUACUGGACAAUGCAGUUCUGCCCAUUCCAAUUUGUCGGCCAGAUGGAACUCUUGUAUGGCCAGAAUUGGACUUUACAAAGCUAUUUGACAAAGAAGCACUUAUCAAAAGAAUAAAGGAGCAAGGGAAAGCCCUGACUAAAUUGGUUGUCUCAGAACUUAUGGAUGAGUUUUUAAAAUUGCUUCACAUUCCGAAGGCUAUGCUGCUUGACAGUGAACCCUCUCCAAGACCAGAAAAAAUGACAUUAGGACAAAUACAGGCAUCAUUGAUGUCAAGAAAUUUAUCAACAAAUGGAAAGAGAGACAUUCUUAACCAUAGGUUACUGGAAGAUGAUUUGUCAUGUACCAUUCUGAAGAAGGAUGUCAAUCUACCUGAAAUUUCUGGAGAACUUGGGAAAAUUCUGUAUUAUGCAAUACAGAAUGACUGCAUGAGGGUAGACGCUUGGGCAGAUAUCACAGUAUCACUUCUUGGACAAACCUACACCAAGACCCUAAGAGCAUAUGUAGAAUUGGAUCCCUGUAGCUUUAUUUUCCAAGUGGCAUUUGAGGGGUUUUCAUACACAAAGGUUCUUCUGAGUUAUGACUGGGGGACGGAUGAAACUGCAGAAAUUUCAAAGCAUGUCAUUGUCAAAUACAAAAUUGAUAGAGAUGUUGAAGAAGGCAUAUUUCUUGUGAGUUUUGGACUGAAGAUUUGUGCUGGAGAGUGCUUUUUAAAUGAUUAUUUUCUGAAGAACAUUAAAAUUCCUAUUCCACUGUGUGGAGAAUUUGUCCUUCCAGGUGGAGGGUCAUUCAGUGGCCUGUUACAAACAAUUGGAGGGAAAAUGACAGAAGAAGCAUUUGAGCUUGUGUUAAAAAAGUUUGAUCUUGAUAUGGUUUUUAAAUCUGGACCAGUGCAGCUACCACCAGGACCAGAUGAUUGUCCUAUUUCUUUUAACUUCCGACAGUAUCUACCCCCUGCAAUAAAAAAUAUGGUGACUUGUGUGCAGCCACCUAACUGUUGGGGGAUAGACUGUAGCCUGGAUUUGACAUUUACCAUUCCUCUAGGAAACAUUCAAAUCACAAAGAAUAUUCCUUUCUGGUUCAAACUGGACCCUUGCGAUUUUGGCAUUGAUAUUGGGUUUGGAACACAAACUUUGUUAAAAACCCGCCUUCUUCAAUAUGAGUUUGGUAAAGAGAAGUCUCUGACACUUGGAUCAGGAAAUCCUGCACCUAUUGAAAUCAUAUAUAAGAUUGAAAAAAUGGAAGGAAACAAAGGCUUUAUUGUGGAUGUCAAGGUGAUGAUAUGUCUACCUAUGGAUGGGAAGAAGUACUGUAUUCCAACUGAAGAAGGUCUACAGCUGCUCCAAAAUCAGGAAAUCCCAGUGUGUGACCAGAGAGCUCUCAUCAACUUCAAAAACUUUUCCAUCUCUGACUGGUUUAAAGAUAAGGCAUUGGACAUUGGAGAGCAGCUAGGAGAGGGAGCAAAGAUGUUAUUGUUAGAAGAACUGAACCUGACAAAUUUCUUCCAGAAAACUAAAUGUGACAGAACAAGAUCACCUUACAUUCCAUCUGUAGAGGGGAUGCACAACAUAUGUCCCAAAACCAUAGCAUUUUUGCCCUCCAAGAUUCCUGAUCCCAUGUCUUGCUACAUCCCUGACUAUUGCACGGGUAUAGAAUGCUGUGCUGAGAUCCCAGGUCUGGGAUUAGGAUUACAUUUGUUCUUGAAUUUGGAUCUAGACAAACUAGAACUGAGUUAUGGAUUUGAGAACUUGAAAACAAAGAUUAAACUCCUUGACUAUGUUUGGGGAGAUGAAAUUAAAGUUGAAGUGGCCGGAGGACUCAUUAAAUUUCUAUUCAACAUAAAACCCAUAACAGAUGAGAAUGUUUAUGUUUUCAAUGCCCGUGCAGCUGUUUGUUUGGAGGGUGGAAAAUGUUCCAUUGACAUUCCCGUGUUUACUAAUACUAGGCUGCCUUCUAUAAGAGCUCUAGUGACUGGAGAAUUCAAUUUCUCCAUGUCCAAUUGGCUGGAAAAUAUGGGAAUUCCAUCACUGGAUGACUUAAAGGACAGUGCUAAAACAAUGUUAAUCCAACAAUUAGGUGUGAACAAGUUUUUACUGGAUAAGCCCUGUGAUAUAUCUGGUGACUUGUAUUCUCCAAGUGUCCAGGGAUGGAAAAAUGAGUGCCCAUUGGAUUGGGUAGUACCACCAGCGAUUCCAUUCCAAAAUGUAAAGUGUGCUCUAACAGAGAACUGUACCAGGAUUGACUGUUGUGUGGACUUUAGUCUUCUGAACCUUCAGCUUCACUUCUUCCUCCAUUUUGACAGGUGUAAUUAUGUCAUCUCUGGUGGAAUAGAGAAGAAAACCUUCUCAUAUGGACUACUGGAUUUCAACAACUUUUGGGGGAAAGAGAUCAAAACUGACAUUGCAAACAUCAUUUUUAUCAAAUUUAAGGCCAGUCAGUUAGAAGUGUCCAAGAAAUAUGUCCUUGACCUUGGAGUUUCUGUAUGUCUGGAGCCCAAUAAAUGUGAGCUAGAUGUCCCAGUAUUCAACCAAGUCCUUAUUCCUGUCCUUAACUGUGACCUUGCAAUGGAUUUCUCAUUAAAAGGCUUUUCUCUGACAAAGUGGAUGAAUGAGCAAGGGUUGUCACUGGAGGGAAGUCUGUCUACAGCUUUGUCCAACUCUCUGUUCAAGUUACUGGGCAUUGAUUCAUUCAUGAAAGAGAAAUCCUGUUCUCGUUCAGAGCCACCUUACAGUAUCAACAGGUUACAAGAAAAUGGCUGGUCUUCAGAAUGUCCAACAAAAUUGCCACUUUUCAAAAUUCGAGGAACGACAUCCUGUAACAUUAAGGAGUCCUGCACUGCUGUAUCUUGCUGUAUAGAAGUGGGCAAAAUAGGGAGGACAUUUGAAGUAGAGCUGGACAUAGACUUUUGUAACCAGAAAAUAACAUUUGGGAUUGAGAAACUGACGGAAACCCUCUCUCUACAGCUCUUUGAAUUUGGAGUAAGGAAAGAAGUUGUUAUCAAGGGAGUUGUAAAAUUUGGUUACACCAUCUGGGAUCAUGCUGGAGAAGGGGUGUAUGUGGUGACUGUAGAUUUGGCAAUAUGCCUAGAGGAUGGAGGAGAUUGCUUAAUUAAUGUCAACAUACUUGAUCAAGCCAAGCUUUCCAAGCAAAUCUGUCAAUGGGGCACAGGUUUCCUUAACCCUGGUUUUACUCUGGAUAGUUUCAUGAAGGAAAAUGCCUUAACAGCAUUUGAUCAAAUAAAAGGCUUGGUCCUGGAUGAACUCAAGGAAUCUUUAGGUUUACCUCAGUAUCUGAAUGACCCACCCUGCUCAUUAUCCAACCAGAUGUACAUUCCAAACCACAAUGGACUCAAAAACUCUUGUUCUAAACCCAUUGGAUCAUUGCCUUCACUUCCCUCCAACAUGAGAUGUGCUAUGUCAGAGUCCUGUACUGGGAUAGACUGUUGUAUAGGAGCAGCACCAAUUCAUCACAACUUCCAUACAUAUCUAGAUAUUGAUCCCUGCAGUCUUAAGAUGAAGUUUGGAAUUGAUAAAUUACAGUUCCAACUUUAUUUACAAGAAUUUAAGUUUGGUGUUGAGAAAGAUGUCAGGCUGGUCAACGUUGUCAGAAUGAAAUUUAAGAUAUGGGACUUGGCAGCUGAGAACCAGUAUUUGGUAGAUCUGAGAUUUAGUGUAUGCUUUGAUUCAGCAUCUCAGUGUAUAUUGGAAGUUCCUAUAUUCCAACAACAACGUCUUCCAAAGAAUCUCUGUGAUUUUGCUGCAAGCUUUUCAAAUUUUUCAUUGGAUGGCUGGAAGUCCUCGAUGGGUUUUACCAUGGAUAAGUUAACAUCAUUGGCUACUGACCAGCUGAUGGAGUAUCUUGGUAUUGCUGGUUACCUGAAGAAAAAUCAGUGCAGUGUACAGAGUGGAAAUAGGACCAUCAAGGGUUGGAAUGAUGAUUGUCCCAAGUCUUCCUCCUAUCAGAAGCCUGAUUUAUCAUCAUUGCCUGUGCUGUGCUCCAUAUCCUCCAAAUGUACACAGAUCCACUGCUGUUUAGCCAUGGAAUCUAUUGGGAGGAACUUUGAGACUUUCAUUGACUUAGAUCCAUGCCUCAAAACUCUUGAAUUAGGAAUAGAAGAUUACAGAACUAAAAUCAAUUUGUUGACAUACUCAUUUGGAUCAAAGAAAAGUUUUUGGAUGAAGGAUGUGAUAAGAAUAGAGUACAGUAUUGAAGAUCUUGAAGCCAAAUACCUUGUGAACAUGAAAGUGGAGAUUUGUCUUGAACAGGGACAGCCAUGUCUUAUCUCCCAUGAUGUUGCUAAAGAUGUGUACCUACCAAAACCUGGCUGUGAUUGGUCAUUUGACUUCUCAGGAUUUUCCAUUUCUGGGUGGUAUAAGAACAUGUCCCUGUCACCUGGUUCAGUGUUGUCAACCACUUAUCUGUCCAUGCUAAAAGAGAGUCUUGGAAUCACCAAUUUCCUGCUGCCCAAGGAAAAGCAGUGUAACAGGAGGUCAGCUGCUUAUCUUCCACAGACAGAGGGUCAGACUGGAUGGAAAAUUGACUGUCCCCUUGAUGUGGGUAACAUGACCCAGUUAACUAGUUCCCUUCCCAUCAGCUGUCACCUGAUGAGUCACUGCACAGCUGUGGAAUGUUGUCUGGAUUUUCAGGAUCCUCUACAACAGACAAUCCAUUUUUUCCUGGAUCUGGAUCUUUGUCUCCAGACAUUGAAAGUGGGAAUAGAGAACUUAUUCUAUGAAAAGACACUGUUUUCUUACCAGUAUGGUGUGGAAGACAGCUUCAGCUUGAUGGAUGUGGUCCAAUUGAGGUACAGGAUUGAAGAUGUUGAUAGGAGUAACUUAGAGUUAACAGCAAAAAUAAAGAUUUGUCUUGAGGAGAGAACUUGUAUAUACGAGUCUGUAUUGUUUGACAAACAGAGGAUACCAAAACCAGGAUGUAACUGGAACCUUAACUUUACAUUACCAGAUUUCUCCUUGGCAAACUGGUACAACAGUAUAGGUGCUGCUAUUGGAUCCCAGCUCUCCACCCUGAAUGCUGCUAAACUUCUAGAAGAACUUGGUAUUGCCAAAUACAUGCAGGAGAUUCCUUGUCAUAGAUCUGGUCCAGUAUACAGUCCUGCUGUCAGUGGGUGGAAAAAAGACUGCCAGUUGGAAGUUGCUAUGAUGCCAAUCUCUGACUCAGUCACAUGUCUGGUAAAGGACACCUGUACCUCAGUCAGUUGUUGUAUGGAUGUUGGAUUCAUGAAGACAUCAUUUGAGACUUAUUUAACAUUGGAUGCCUGUAACUAUUGGAUGGAAGUUGGUAUUGAGAAGCUGUCAUUUAACAUCAGUCUCAAAGAUGUAACAUUUGGUGUGAAGAACCAGUUUUACUUGAACAGUGUGAUUCGUAUUGAUUACAUGAUUGAAGAUUUGACUGUGGAGAGGCAGUUUAGAGUAUCCCUGACACUGAAAGCUUGUUUUGAGGCCUCUGAUGAUAGUAAAUGUUUGAUCAACGUUGAUGUCUUGAAGAACACCCUGGUGCCAAAAUCAAUCUGUGACUGGACCGCAAGUUUUUCUACACCAAAUUUUGACCUUGGUGCCUGGUACAAUAAUCUUGGUAUCAGUCCAGGAUCAGUUCUCUCCCUUGUCAAUAAAGACAAGCUGUUAAAUGAGCUGGGAAUCAGAUCUUAUUUAAGUUCCGAUCCUUGUUCAUUUACUUCUCUGACCUUUAGUCCAGCCAACAGUAAUGGAUGGAAAAAUGACUGUAAGAAGGACUUAACCAAUGCUCUCCCCACCUUUCCAUCCAAUGUGAGAUGUAACAUCCCUUCCUUCUGCACUGGAGUAACUUGUUGUAUUGAAGAAAAUAAAGUAUUAAGGAGUCACCUCACUGUGGGAGUGGAACUAGAUGACUGUAACCAUGUCCUGACAUUCCAAGUAGAACAACUCAAAAUCAAAAUACAGCUCCAUGACUAUUCUUUUGGUGUAACUGAGAAAAGAUACUUGAUGAGUGUAAUUCAGUUUGAGUUUAAAAUUGAGGACAUCCCAGCAAAGAAAGCUUACAAAAUAUCAGCCACCCUGAGUGUAUGUUAUGGAGUAGGACCCUGUGUCUUAGAUUCCCUAGACUUGCUCAAGGACUUCGAACUUCCCAAAACACUUUGUGAAUGGGGCACUGGCUUUCAGAUAGAUUUUUCUGGAACCUCCUGGUUGUUGGACAAAGGUUUAAGUAUUGACUCAGCCCUGUCAACAGCAGAUGCUUCUGAACUAUUAUCGACAUUAGGAAUACAGGACUUCCUUAAAACAACUGAUCAGUGUGACCGCAGUAGUUCUCUAUACAGGCCAAACAUCAAUGGAUGGAAGAAUGAGUGUCCAAAUACUGGUGUUCCAUCACCGCUGCCAAGUUCAGUCUCCUGUCAGAUCCCACAAGUCUGUACUGGGAUUGACUGCUGUGCAGAGAUUGGUUUCCUGGGAGGUAGAACUAUCAACGUACAGGUCCUACUGGAUCCUUGUGAAGCCGUCAUGAGUCUUAACAUAGAAAAGAUGCAAUACAACUUGACUCUCUUUGACUACGACUUUGGAACAACAGAUCAUUUUACACUGCAGGGAGCCAUAAGAAUUGAUUUCAACGUCCAGAAUUUGGUCAUAAAAAGAAAGUACUUGAUAAACAUGAACCUGAGUGUAUGCUUAGAGUCAUCAAAUCCAACAGCCUGUGUGUACUCAGCCACUAUCUUCAAAAACACUCUGCUACCAAAGAAACCAUGUAAUAUGAACCUCGACUUUAUCAAUCCAAGUUUUGACCUGACAUCAUGGAAAACCUUGAAUAACUUUGGCCCUACCCUGACUCCUGAGGAGACUAAGUUCCUGUGGAGAGAGAUUGGUGUAGAGGAAUAUGUAGGGGUGGGAUGUUCUAGGUCAUCCCCACCCUACAGUCCACAGACACAUCCGGGCUGGAAUGUCCCCACAAAGUGUGCAGUGAAUCCUCCAAAACAAGCCAGUAACCACCUGAACUGUCACAUCACGUCCAACUGUACAGGAAUCUCUUGCUGUAUGGAUGACCCUGUUACUGGAAUGGCCUACCAGUUCUCUAUUGACAUCAGUGCUUGUGAUGAAAAACUGACCAUCACACUGGAGAAAAUGACAUUUACAUUGUCUCUGUUUGAUUAUACCAUUGGAACAAAAGAGACAGUGAGAUUGUUUGGAGUCCUAGAUCUAGAAUACUUGAUUGAUGAUCUAACACUGAGUGGUGAAUUUGUUGUGGAUCUAAGGAUCAAGUUGUGUUACACCAAGGGUCAGAGUUGUGAACAAGAUGUUAAAGCUGUGACAGGACUAAGACUGCCUAAAUCACUGUGUCAGCUACAGACAGGACAGUUCCCAAUUCCAGGUUUCUCACUCAGUAAAUGGAUGAAAGAUAAGAUUGAUGGACCAGUCUUACAGCAGUGGGCUGUAGAUCUUCUCAAGUCAGAACUAAAGUUAUCUUCUUAUCUCACUGAACCUAUGUGUAAAAGGACUGACCUUUCUCAAGAAACCAGCAACUGGAAUGUUAAAGAUUGUAGUGAAAGCAUCGCAGUUCCAGCUCUGCCAGCCCACACUUCCUGUAAACUCUCUGACUCGUGUUCUGCUGUAAAGUGUUGUACGGAUCUAGACUUACUGAAAACAUCAGUCCAGUAUGAAGUCAAUGUAGACAGGUGUAAAGGAAAAGUGUUCAUCAAAGUGGAGAAAUUGGAGAUUGUGAUCCUCCUUACAGAAUUUGAAUUUUCAAAAUGGCAGAGACAGUCAAUACAAAAUGUUUUUACAAUUCAGUAUAAAGUUGACUAUGUUUUGGCUGAGAAGGCAUUCUUGUUCAGUGUGAACUUCAGUGCGUGUUUUGAGACAAGCGGUGAUUGCAUGCUAAACUUUCCUAUUAUGACAAAUACCAAAAUCCCGAUGCUGGAUUGCAACUUCAAAAACCUGUCAUUUGCCAUACCAGGGUUUGAUUUCAACAGUUUCUUGACAAGCAAAGGUAUUUCUACAUCCCUGACAACACUUCCAGAUUUACUGUCAGAGCAGUUACUGGAAACUCUUGGAGUAAAGGGAUUCUUCAGCAGUAAUCCCUGUAAUAGAUCUGACUACACAGCAACAUCAUCAGGAUUUGAAAUUGCUUCCAGUUGUACAGAGAACAUCUCUCCUUUCCUAUCCCCUCUGUCCAGUGACACUAACUGUCGAGUGUCUACUUCCUGUAUGGACAUUCAGUGCUGUACAGACAUGACAAUCAUUGGGAGAACCCUAAACUACAGAAUCAGUGUGGAUGCCUGUGAACUUUCUCUCAAUAUCCAGAUAGAGGAAUUCAAGUUUGAGCUGUCUCUGAUUAAUUUCCAGUUUGGAGUGCCUCAGAAAUUCAGCAUAGAUCAAGUUUUCUCCCUAGAAUACCUCAUCAGAGAUUUGAGUGGACAGAGACAGUACAUUAUAGAUGCUACAUUGACAGUAUGCUUCAGUGACUCUCCAUCUUGUGUGAUCAGGAACAACAUAUUACAAAAUUAUUUGGUAACCAAACCAGUGUGUGCAUGGUACACAGGAUUUGCAAAUCCAGGUUUUUCAUAUUCAUCAUGGUUAACAACAAACAGUUUACCAACAUCUGGACUACUAGAUAGCACACAUCUACCUAAAUUAUUGGAGGCACUUAGCAUAUCUAAAUACAUCAAAACUCCAUCCUGUGACAAAGACAAAGGAAUCUAUAGGAAUUCAUUUAAUGGAUGGAACUCAGAUUGCCAUCUUGAUGACAGCAUCAGCAGACCCUCUAUAGAUAAGAAUCUGGCCACCUGUUUUCUGGACAAGACUUGUACAGGAGUUCAGUGUUGUAUGCAUGUCCCCAGAGUUGGACUGUCUGUAGAAGCUUUUGUGGAAGUCAGCGCUUGUGACCAUCAGCUCAGAGUGGGCAUUGAAAACCUAAAAUUUAACAGAAGUUUGCACAGUUACAGAUUUGGAGAAUUGGAGAAAUUUGAUUUGUUUGGAUUUUUUGAGAUAGAUUUUGUGAUAACAGACCUAGCUUACAAUGGUGAAGGUGGAGAAUAUCUUGUAAACUUGAACAUGAGUGUCUGCAUGGAGUCAGGACAACCCUGUCAUCCCAUUGUACCAGUAUUCAGCAAUACAGUUCUACCAAAGGGAGUGUGCAACAGAAAUCAAGAUUUCAGAGACAAAGCGUUCUCACUGAAAACAUGGAAAACUACUCAUGGAGUGGGAUCAUCUUUGGAUAUCCACCAUGUUAAACAACUGUUUCAAGAUCUUGGUGUGGGUCCAUAUCUACUGAGUCCAUUAGAGAAGUGUGACUGGAAUGAAUUCCCAUAUAAAGCAGCCAAUUCUACUGGAUGGGUCGAUGGUUGUGCAACAGAAACCAAGGGCUUGAGUUCAUUGGGAACACACACAAGAUGUGGGAUAUCCAGGUCAUGUAGUGAAGUUAAAUGCUGCCUGCACUCAGAUGUCCUUGACAUGAAUUUGAAUACUUUCAUUAACAUUGAUACCUGUAAUGGUAAAAUAUAUGUAGGAAUUGAGAAAUACCAAUGGAGCCAUAAACUUCUGGGAUACAAAUUCGGAGAGUUGAGACAUGUGUCCUUGUAUGGAAUGCUUAAUAUGGACUACAUGAUAACAGACUUGGUAACAUCUUAUGGAGUGAGCCUAAACUUGAGUGUAUGCUUUGAGUCAUCUGGGGCAUGUGAAAUCAGUAUCCCUGUUUUAAAGGAAAACAAACUUGUACAGUCUUCAUGUAACUGGACCAGGGACUUUGUUAUUAAUGAUUUCUCCUUGGAGAGUUGGUUGGACAUGAAAGGUUACAAAGUUGAUGCCAUGCUACCUUCCUUUGCUGUGUCCGAGUUGAUGCAUGACCUUGACAUCGUUCAGUAUCUGGGAGACUCCAGCUGCAAUAGAAAAACUAUUCCUUUCCAUCCUAGCAAAAAUGGCUGGAACAAUGGCUGUGAUCAGUAUGUGUCACUGACUUCCAUCAGCUCUAACACAACCUGCCACCUUUAUGAGUUCUGUACUGGAGUGAGAUGCUGCUCUGAUCUCCCUGUAUUGGGGAGGUCUAUCAAUUCCUGGAUGAUACUGGACCACUGUAACUACAGACUCAGUGUGGGGUUUGAGAAGUUCUCUGUCAAUAUUAGUCUUCACACAUACUCUUUUGGAACACAACAAACUAUAAAUGUUAAUGGAGUCAUGAGACUGAGAUUUACUAUUGAUGAUCUAACAAGUGAGCGGAAAUAUCUUGUAAACCUAAACCUACAGAUUUGUUUUGAGACAUCCAAAGCUUGUAUUGUUAAUGUAGAUGUGUUCACAAACACAAAACUGCCAAAGAAACCUUGUGAUUGGACCACAGAUUUUCUUGAUGACAGUUUUUCCUACAAUAUUUGGAGACUUGGGAAGAGAAUCUCUACACCUGGCUUGUCUGAGAAUAACCUUGCACAGCUCAUGCAAGAUCUAGGUCUGUCUCAGUUUGUGUACAAAGGCAGGGAAAGAUGUAGCCACGUAAAGUCACCAUUCAUUGGUGCAACAAAUAACUGGAUCAGUGAGUGUAACCAGACACUGAUUCAGCCUCUCCCAUCCCUGUCUGGUACCCCAGCGAUCUGUCACAUCUCCACUUCCUGUGCUGACAUCCAGUGUUGUGUGGACGUACCUGCCAUCAGUUCCUCCUUCUUUACAAAACUAGAAAUUGACCCUUGUACUUUCCAAAUGGUUGUCAGCAUUGAUCAACUAAGCUUCUCCAAGAACUUGUUUGAUUAUGAAUGGGGACAAGAAGAAGAAAUGUGGCUCUUUGGAGUAGUCAGAAUGACGUUCCAGGCAUUUGAUAUGUACACAGAUGGGUACUUCAUCAUAAACCUGAGACUGGAUGUGUGUUUAGAAGCCCUGAAGGUCCCUAAUUGCAAUGUCUCUGUUAAUGUACUGAAAGAUUACUAUCUACCCAAAAAAGUUUGCAAAUGGGAUGCCUCCUUCAUCAUAUCAGGAUUUUCUUUAGAUGAAUGGAAAGCAAGUGAAGGUGUGGCCAACACAACCCCUUUGGAGAGUGGAGCAGUGGAUAACCUUCUGUCCCACCUCAGUGUGGCCGCGUUCAUGCUUUACCCAGCGUGUUCAUCCACUGAUUCUGUCUAUAAUGGUGCUGCAGAAAAAUGGAUCAAAUAUUGUCCCCUGGAUGUUCAGAGGUCCUUAGAGGAAGUGAGGGACAGAGCACUAUGUUCAGUAUCUACGACAUGUUCAGACAUUAAAUGCUGCAUCAGUGUUCCCCUGUUAAACAGGACCUUUGAAGUAGGAAUCAACAUUGACUAUUCUUAUCAGAAGUUGGUGGUACAUGUUGAGAAGAUGUAUCGUAAACAUUCCUUUGUUGGGUUUGAGUUUGGAAAAGAUUAUUUGCUGAGUGUAUCUGGAGUUUUAAAAUUCAGAUACAAGUUAAAUGAUCUUUCUGAUGGAGAUGUGCUGGAUAUUUCAAUGUCAGCAGAAGCUUGCUUUGAGGAUGGAUCUUGUGUAUUGAAUAUUCCAAUCCUCAAUAAUGUGCUGAUACAAAAGAACCAGAAAAGAUGGGAUUCACUCUUUUCAAUUCAAGAUUUUUCAAUAACGCAGUGGUUGAGUGAGAUGUAUAUACCGGAGGGGGAAGUUUUACAGAAACACCAGUCAGAUGAACUUUUUGAGAGCCUUUCCCUCAGACCCUAUCUCAAACCUGACUUGAUGUGUAGUACAAUCAAAUCUGCUGCUGAUGGAACAGGCUGGCUUAAUGAUUGCAUGGACAUAACAAGCAUGUCCUCCCUGACCUCUUACCCUUUGACCUGUGAACUUGACAGAACCUGUAACAAAGUCACAUGUUGUGUAGAAUCCGAGCUAACAAAUUCUACAUUUAAAGUCACCCUGGACAUUAAUCCUUGCACCAGGACUCUCCAUCUGGAAGUAGAAAAUCUAAAAGCCAUAAUUCCAUUCUCAGACAUUGCAUGGGGAGAAGAACAAACAUUUUAUCUGUUUGGAGUUAUUCGUAUGGAUUACAAAGUCUAUGAUCUUUCUGCUGAGAACAUAUUUCUGGUGGACCUUAAAGUGUCGCUUUGUUGGGAGAGAUAUAAACCAUGCACUUUUAUUGCAAAUGUUUUCAAAAACUCCAUGCUUCCAAAAAGGAAUUGCAAAGGAAAGCUGUCCUAUGAAAAACCAGGUUUCUCACUGACAAACUACAGUACAGAGAACAGUCUUCAUCUGAACAAUAUGACUGACAGGGAUUUGGUUUAUCUAUAUGACUAUAUGGGAGUUUCCAGUUACAUCACUAGUCCUUCCUGUAACAGAUCAGAUGGUCAAUUUCUUCCCAAUACAAAUGGAUGGAAAAAUGAGUGUCCUUUCACAAUAACCCCGGGACUGUCAUCUUUGCCUGACUUUGUAACCUGUCAUAUGAUGUCUAGCUGUAUCAGUGUGAGAUGUUGUAUGGACAUUACCAGGCUAAAAUCUCAGUCAGUCCAGUUUUAUCUUAUGAUGGACUCAUGUGAAUGGGUGAUUGAGUACGGAAUUGAUAAAUUUGUGGUAAAACCAUCUGCUAUGUAUGGAUUGGAGUUCAAUGUCUGGCAGGACUAUUGGAUGAAGGGGAUAUACAGACUUAGGUUUAAGAUAACAGACCUGCAUGGAGCAGAGUAUUUCCGAGUCAGUCUUACAUUCAUGGUCUGUCUAGAAGAUGGACUGCCUUGUGAACAGGAAGUUUCUGUAUUAAAUAACACACUUUUGCAUAAACCUUCUUGUGAUUGGAAAAUAGGAACAGGGAUCAAAGAUUUCACAUUCAGUUCAUGGAAGACACAGAAUAAGUAUACAACAAUGGAAGAACACAGCAUUGCUAGACUGGAGGAAGAACUAGGAAUGCAUGGGUACCUGUAUAACUCCACACAAGUCUGUGAUAGGACAUCAGGAAUAUUUGCUUCCCCUUCUGAUGGAUGGACUAAUGAUUGCCCUAUUGCCCUUCCCAAUAAUGUACCUGUUGUAAGGGGAGCUAUCAGCUGUAAUCUUGGAACCUCCUGUUCUGAUGUGGUGUGCUGCUUGUAUGCUGAACCUCUGAUGAAACAUGUAACUAUCCACCUCAGUCUGGAUUACUGUCAAGACAGAAUCAGUGUAGGGAUAGACAAAUUCAUGAGAGAAAUACAGCCUAGCUCAUACAACAACUGGGGUAAAGAAGAAAUGCUAGGCAUGAGUGAAAUUUAUCAACUUAAAUACACACUAGAGGAUCUACCAAAUGCCAACAUGUACUUGGUCAGUUUUUCCAUUCUUUCUUGCUGGGAAGGUGCCUCUAAUUGUGAGGAAUACACUGUUCUCUCCAACAACAGGCUGCCAAAGUCCAGAUCACAGCCAUAUUGUAACUGGAAAUCAGAGGAACCUAUUCCAGGUUUCUCUACCAAGGCUUGGCUGGCCACCAAUGGAUAUCCUGAUUUAACACCACUGAAGGGAAAUGCAUUACAGGAUUUGAUGGAAGUCUUGCAAAUUUCCAGGUUUAAGGAAAAUGACUGUAAAAUAACUGGAGCUCCAUUUGUUCCUGUCAACAGUAUUGGCUGGAAUGCAGAGUGUCCAGACAACCUCACAUUAACUAGCCUUCCAACUGCCUCUGCCUGCCAUAUUCCUAGUUACUGUACAGGAGUUAAGUGCUGUAUACCAAGUUCUACUCUAGGAAGAACCUUCCACACUUACCUGGAUAUAGAUCCCUGUACAACAAAGAUCACUGUAGGGAUAGAUAAAUGGAAAUUUACAGAAGUCUCCCUGGAAACUGACAAGCUCUUAUCUACUACUAUGAAAAAAAGUGUAUGGUUGCAAGGGGUUGUUCGUAUGGAAUUUGACAUUAAGAGCUUACAACACACAAAUAAAUAUUUGAUCAACAUGAAUAUAAGUGUGUGUACAGAGAGUUCAGAAAUGUGUGAAAUUGCCAACCAAACAAUAUUUAGCAAUACUCUGCUGUCCAAAAGCAACUGUCAGCACGAUCAACAGCUACCACCAGGGUUUUCACUGUUGUCCUGGAAGAUUAACAAUAGUUAUGCAGCUAAUGCUAGACUACCAGACUACCUCAGAGGAAAAGUGGAAGAUUUCCUGGGAUUGCCCGGAUAUAGAAAGCCCUCCAAAUGUAGUAGAAAUGUUUCACCAUAUUGGCCAACUUAUAAUGGCUGGAAUCAUGAUAGUGCUUGCCGAAUAUCGGGACUUCCAUACAACAUGAAGAAGAAGACCUACUGUGUGGUGGGAGCCAGCUGUACAUCUAUGACAUGCUGUACUGAGGAUUCAGAGAUGGAUACCACCUUUACUUGGUUUAUUGAUGUAGAUUCUUGUAAUCUAAAAUUCACUGUAGGCAUAGAAAACAGGAAACAAGAAGAAUUUCUUCUAGACUUUAACUUUGGUGAACAGAAGCAUUUCAGUCUUCAAGGAGUGUAUAGGAUAAGCUACAUCAUCUUUGACUUGGUCAGUGACUCUCACUACAUGAUGAGUGUAAAUAUCAGUGUGUGUUAUGAACCAGACAAUUGCACCUUGACAGAAACCAUUGUGGAAAACAUGAUGUUUCCAAAGCCUGUCUGUGAUUUCAAGAGCAAAGAUUUUGUCCUCUCAAGUUUCUCAAUGUCUAGUUGGUUGGCAGAACAUGCUUUCACACCUCAUUCCACAUUACCAUUAUAUGGUCAGUUAGAACUACUGGAGGACCUGGGACUGACUCAGUACAUGAAGGACAUGCAGUGUGGAGAAACAGAUAACAUUUACAGAAAUCAAACAGAUGGAUGGACUAAAGAUUGUCCACUUGGUGUGUUGACCAGUUCCCUUCCAGCAGGACUCCUGUGUCACAUACCCUCCACAUGUACAUCUGUCCACUGCUGUAUAACUAUAAACACACCACUACAGAAAACUUUCAGCACUGUCUUAGACCUGGACACUUGUAACCAAAGGAUUUCACUGGGCAUUGAAAACUUUGUUCAUCAAAUCUCACUUUAUGACUUUCAGUUUGGAAAAGAGCAUCAUUUCUUCUUGAACAAUGUUGUCCGCAUGCUGUAUAAAGUGUAUGACCUGAAAGCUGACAGGAAAUACCAAGUGAGCCUCAACAUCAGUCUGUGUCUGGAGUCUUCAGGACCCUGUGUGCUAGAAACCAUGGUGUUUGAUAAUGCUUUAUUGCCAAAGAAGCCUUGCAGCUUGUAUACAGGAUUUGUACAAAGGAACUUCUCACUGUCAUCUUGGAAAGCUGAAAACCAAAUUAUGGCAACAGAUAUGAAAGCCCCAGAGAUUGCUUUGUUGCAAGAGACACUUGGAAUUGCUGAGUACCUCAAAGAACCUUGCUCCCGGCAGGCUGGAAACUACUUCCCACAUAGAAAUUAUUGGAAGGAUGAAUGUGGCAAAGUGUCAGGAAUGAGUCAAAUCACAGAACCGGACCACAUCAACUGUUACCUGUCUGACACCUGUACUACUACGUCCUGCUGUGUGGAGGACACUGUACUCAAAAGGAAUAUAGAGACCAGGGUCAGCAUCGACUCGUGUAAAUUCUCCAUGAAACUAGAGAUAGAAAAACUGCAGUUCAAUGUCAGUCUGAUGAACUUUAAGUGGGGUGAAACUGUGCGGAUGGACUUUUAUGGAAUAUAUAUUCUGAGCUUCACUAUGGAGAAUUUCUACAAUGAUCGGAAGUAUUUGUUGAACAUGAACAUAAGCCAAUGCUAUGAAUCCAAUGGAAGUUGUUCAUUGCACCUUGGUCUCUUUAAAGAUUCCUUGAUACCUAAAGGUGUAUGUGAGUGGUCCAUGGGUUACAACAUCAAAGGGUUUUCCCUGUUCUCGUGGAAAGUUGAUAGACGUCUUUCAACCUCACCUGGAAGCAUUCCAGAUGAAUAUCUGUUGCAGCUUCUGGAUGAAACAGGUUUAGCUGGCUAUGUCAAACAUCCUAUGUGUGAAAGAACAACUGGUAUCUAUAACGGUGCUGUCAAUGGAUGGACUAAUGACUGUGGAAUGAACACUACAUUACCCUUGUUGAAGUCAGGCUUGGGAUGUCACAUGCUUCCUACAUGUUCUGGACUCCAGUGCUGUGUCAGUUCUCCAGAACUGAGGAGAAACUAUGAAGUGUAUUUCAGUAUAGACCAUUGUAGUCAUAGCCUCAACAUUCAGAUAGAAAAGGUGUUCCAGAACAAGACUCUAAAUGAUAUAGAAUGGGGAGUUUCUGAGGAAUUUGGUGUGCUUGGAAUAUACAGAGUUCGGUACACCAUUGAAGACCUGCCUGAGGAAAGGUCAUACCUAGUGUCACUUGAAGCUAUGGACUGUUAUGAAACAAGACCCCCUCAGUGCGAUACUGGUUCCAUAUUUAAAAUUUUAGACAGGGUGAUGUUUCCAAAAGGACUUUGUUCUUGGGAUCAGGGCUUUGUGGACCCAGACUUCUCUCUGAAGACCUGGCUAGUAGAGAACCAUAUUGCCAAUGUGUCAGAGCUAAUGCAAACAGAUUACAAAGUGUCCCAGCUGAUGAAUGAACUGGCUAUCUCCCAGUAUCUACACACCCAGUCUUGUUCCUUAUCAAGUUACGCAGUUGAUGGCUGGACGUCCUCUUGUACAAAGACUGUAAUCAAACCCAACAUAUCUGGGGCAGUAUGCCAGGUUAAAGAGGACUGUACAUCAUCUGAAUGUUGUGUGGAGAUUAAGUAUAUGACUCGAAAUAUCAAGACCUACCUUAACAUAGACCCAUGUAGUUCAGAACUCCAAGUUGGCAUAGAGAAAUUCAGCAGGAACAUUUCAUUGGCACAAUACAAAUGGGGUCGAACAGAAAGGCAUUGGUUAGCUGGAGUAGUGAGACUGGAUUUCACAAUUGAUGAUUUCCAAGGAGAGAGACUUUACCUUGUCAACAUGAACCUAAGUCUCUGCUUUGAAGCACAUAGAGACUGUUUCAGAAGGAUAGCCAUAUUCAGAGACACUAUACUUCCAAAACAAAGAUGCCCAUGGGAUGUUAAUACAGGUUUUUCAUUAUCAAAAUGGAAAAGAGAUGAAAAGAUUCCAACGGGAAUUCAGUUUCCAGACUGGGCAAAAUACCUACUUCUGGAGCACUUAGACAUAGCGCAGUACAUGCAUCCUCUUCAAUGUAAGAGAGGGGUUGGCAUGUUUUAUGACUGGAAUUCUUACCAAAACUCCACCAAUUCCACAGAUGGAAGUAUGAAUGAAACACUGCAUUCCAUAUACUCAUCAAAAAUGUGCCAGCUGGAUGUGAAUUUGGUGAAUCGAUCAUUGGAUGCCAGAUCCUCCACCCUAGUGUCCUGCUACCUUCCUUCACUGUGUACAGGGUUUCACUGCUGUGUAAAUGUUCCUGACCUUAACAUGUCCUUCAAUGCUUAUCUCUCUGUGGACCCCUGUACUUACAUGUUCACUGUUGGCAUCGAGAAGUUCACCUUCAACAAAUCACUGGAUCACUAUACCUUUGGUCAAGAUGGUUUAUUUUCCUUGGCUGGGAUUUUGAAAAUCACAUACAACCUAAGAGACCUCCCUAAUGAGAAAGUAUAUCUUGCAACAGUGAAGCUCAGUGUCUGUACAGAGAGCUCCUCCUGUGAAGCUAACCAUACAAUAUUUGACAAUGUACUGCUACCAAAACAACCUUGUGACUGGAAUGAGGGAUUUGUUAACUCAAAUUUCUCUGGAUCUGCUUGGAUGAUUAACAAUGGCUACACCCCUCCUCUAAAUAAGCACCAAUCAGCAGAAAUGAUGAGGGAGAUGAAGGCCUCUCGUUAUCUCAUGGCUGAGUCUUGUUCACGUACAAAUGAAAUCUACUCAAACUUGAAAGAUGGGUGGAAUAGUUUAUGUCCAGGUGAUACCAGUCUAAGCAACCUGACCUCUGAACCUGUUGUUUGUUACUUGGAUUACUCCUGCAGUCUCCUGAAUUGUUGUGUUAGUGUGGAGAAGAUUGGGAGGUCAUUGAACAUCCAGAUUAAACUUGAUCCAUGCUCACAGAAAGUGACUGUUAAUUUAGAAAGAAUCAGCAUUGAGGUUGACCUUCUGUCCAUUGACUAUGGUAAAGUCCACACGUUUAGUCUUGUUGGCAUGUUGAGCUUAGAUUUGGAACUCCACGAUCUUCCAUAUCAGAAGAAAUAUCUGCUAGAUCUGGCUGUAAGUGUGUGUUUUGAGAGUGAUGGCAGCUGUGAAAUUGUUGUUCCAUUGCUGAAACAUGCAGCUCUCCAUAAAGCUAACUGUGAUUGGUCACAGGGACUACAAGGAUUUUCACUGAAGAACUGGCUUGAAACUAAGGGAAUAAAUGCAUCAUCUUCGAGUCCAUUGGAGCCAUAUUUGGAACAUCUACUAUUAGAGGAUCGAGGAAUAGCAAACAUGUUAUAUGAUGUACCUUGUAACAGAUCUGAUUCUUUUUAUAAUGGAACCAUGCCUAUAAAUGGAUGGAUAACAGCAUGUACUAGUAGUCCACACUUACCUCCCUUGCCUGAUGGAAUAUCAUGUUACAACCCUCUAUCAUGCAGUGCUGUGUCAUGCUGCAUGGAAAUAACAAAACUGAACAACAGACCUGUGGAAGUGACAGUGGAAUUUGAUGAAUGCUCCAAUUUCUUGAAAAUGACCAUAGAAAGAAUGCCAAUGACCAGAUAUCUGCACAAUUUUAUAUAUGAUAACGAAGAACGAUUUUCUCUGAAAGGAGUUUUUGAAGUCACGUACAAAAUCACUCGUGAUUCACAGAAGAGGCAGUACCUCUUUGACUUGAAAGUGUCAGCUUGUUACGAACCAAUGAUGUGUGACCAAAGUUUCACAAUUUUCAAUCAAACAACAUUUGAAAUGAAAAACUGCAACUAUGAGAAGGAUUAUUUGAACUCAAAUUUUUCUUUAACGCAGUGGAUGGCAUCCCAUUCCAUCGAUCGAGUAGAAAACAUCAAAUCUUCACAAGCUAGUGAAUUGUUGCUGGAACUUGGACUAGACCAUUUCUUGUCAGCUCCAGAAAAAUGUACAUUGUCAGAUGGUAUUUAUGGAUCAGUUGAAAUAAAUGGAUGGAACAGUGAGUGCAUGAUGUUUCCCAAUGACACUUUAACCAACAUCACAGACACAGUACGCUGUCAUGUGCCGUCCUCCUGUGAUAGGGUUAUGUGUUGUGUGUACAUACAGCCUGUACAGAGACAUGUACAGAUGGAGCUCAUCAUAGAUACAUGUACCUAUGACAUGGAAGGAGUCAUUGAUAAUCUUAAAGUACCAUACAGCAUUUUCAACCGAGACUGGGGUAAAAGGGAAGAAAUUGGCAUUCAUGGUGUUGUCAGGUGGAGUUACCAUGUGACUCCUGUUGGACCUAUGAAGAAGUUUAAAGUGGAUGGAGAAGUGAGACUUUGUUUUGAAAAGGGUCUCUGUGAUACAAAUCUGACUUUCACAGACCUACCCCUCCACUAUCAAACAUGUAAUAGAACUGAUGGAGAAAUGCCAUUCCAAGGUGUAAGUUAUGAUUUCUGGAGAGAAACACAAUGUACAAUUCAUUGUAAUUAUAAAGCAUGUGGACCAAGAACAGUUGAGAAUGUAGCAUCCGAUGGCCAAAGUCACUGUAAAUACCUCCCAGAAUGUAAUGGAAUAGAGUGCUGUUUUGACAAUGCCUUUUACCUGGGAAAUAGAAGUGUUUACUUCAUGCUGAAAAUGGAUUGUACAAAUCUGGAGUUCCACUUAGAAUCAAAGAAAAUUAUCAAAUCACUAACAGCACUGAGUGAUGGUGUUGAGUAUAUAGAGAGUAUUGGAAAUCCACCAAGUUUUCAGUUAAAUUACACCACAAAAAAUAAUGUUCAAAGUUACACUAUAACUGCCAAAUUAAUGGUUGGUGGAGUAAUUACUAAUCAACAAGGGAUAGAGAUUUACAACUUAUUGGAUACCAACUCCAGAAUAUACAAACCUUCCACUUGCCCAACCAGUUCCUCAAGAAGAAGGAGGAAGAAGAGAAUGAUAGACAUUAAUAAACUUGACCCGGCAAAAUUCACAGAAGGGUUGAGGACACUGAUAGAAACUAAAGCCUCCAAUGAACAGAUUGAGAGAUUUACAAAGAUGGUCCAGAGCCAUAAUCAAGAAUUGAAACUGAAGAACCUGGCUGUUGCAUUCCUUGAUAACAAUGAUGUCAAAACAGGUAUGAAGUCAGCUAUAAAGGCUUUAGGAGCCAACAAUCCAUUCACUAUACAGACUGCAGGGGAAGUCUCUACUACAGUGGCAGUACAAGGAGGUGAUGCCAUUGGAGACAUGCUGGGCAGUGCAGUGGCUGACAUUGCAGGUCGUGCUAAGCAAGCUUUUGUUGUUGGCAAUGGUCUUUCAAAGGAAGGAACUAGACUUCUUGGAAAAAAGUUAGCUUGUAUGACAAUAGGAGACCUGGAAUCAUUGCUUGAUCUUAAAAACAUUGACCCAGUCAAAGUGGCUGAACUUCUGAAGAAUAUUGGUGAUUUAGCAAAGGCAUUGUAUUCUGAAUUUCUGGAUAGUGUAUUGACAAAUGGAGCCAACAUCUUCAAGAGCUUUGAUUUUAAAUUGGAGGGAGAUUUCAGCCUACCUAGAACAACUAUUAAUUUCUUUCAUAUUGAUAAGUUUUUCCUCAUUGGUGGAUUGGUACCCAUGACCUUUGGAUUUGGAUCUGAUGCCUACUAUGGUGUGAGAUUUACUGUUGGUGCCAAGAUCAUGGAAAUGAAGGGGUACGUCAAAGUAGAGCCUUAUGGAGGAGUGAGUGCUUAUGGGGAGAUGGGUAUUGGUUUCCUCCUCUAUGGUAAACUCAAACUUGUGGGUCAAAUCAUGGACACAGGAUUCCCAACAACUGCUGAGAUUACAUUCAACAAAUUUCCUCUGGAUGUCAAUCUUCAAAUGUACCUGAGACUUACUCCAAUUAAGCUGGCACUGUAUGCACAAGUUACCUUAGAGGUGAACCUUUUGUUUACAACAAUUAAGAAAGUUCUGUUCCAAAAGAAGCUGUGGCAUUAUGAAACCCCAACCAUAAAGAAAAAACUAAUUGAUACCCACAAGCCAGAGGAAGACAAAACACCACCAACGAUCAAAUCACCCCUAGGAAGUCCUCCAGGAUCAGGUGGGGCAUGUGAUGUUGUCCAGUCUCCAGGUCGUGACUACACUGAGCCGGAGUUCAGACUGAGGCUGGAUGCAGAGGAUGACCGUAGUAAUGUGAUCCUGACACUCGACAUAGGGACUGUCCCUGGGGGGAAUGAUGUUAUCCAUAAAAAAGAACUGGGAGGAUUUUCUACUGCUUUGACAGAAGUUCUCAACCCUUCUGGAGUUCCUCUGUAUUUCACUGUACAUGUGGCCAAUGAAGCCGGUGUGAGUGUACCUGCCACCUGUAAGUUAGAGACUUUUGACAUGACCAUUCCUGGAGGGAGAAUGUCAGAAGCUUUUAGAUCAACUAGUAACUCACGGGUGAUGAAGGGACUGGUAACUGUGUAUGAGGACUCCCCCAUUACUGAGGUUUUAGUGGCUGUGGGGUAUGGCAGAGAUAUCUGGGGAGAGCAGAUUGUCAGAUGGAAUAAAACCAGUAUUGCAGCAAAUACUGUCAACUAUGAUGUCGGGGAUGACCCAAUGAAUGAGAAAGUCAUGAAUGUUUUCUCGACUGGUAAAUCUGGUCGACUGACUGGCAGAGGGAUUUUAUAUAAACAGUAUGAUGAUAUAUCUACUCCUGGACAGUGUGCAGCAUACUGCAAUCACAUGCAUGUAACAAAGUGUCUCAGCUUCAAUUACGACUUUGGAAGUGGUCACUGUGAGUUACUGGAGGCUAUAGAAGGGCAUGAUUUCAAGUUAUCAAAGGAUGGUCUUUACACACAUUAUGAAAAACUUGGAGUUGGAUCAAACAGACAAUUUGAAUUUAACAACUUAAGGCUGCCACAUAAUAAGAUUUUCUACUUCAAUGUUAAAGUAAAAAAUGCACUAGGAUUUCAGAAUAUUUUGUCAUCAAAAUCAAUCAUCACUGAUUUCACACCCCCUGAUCCUACAAUAUACCAGAUAAACAUCACUAGUGACGUAUUAGAGGUCUCACCAUGUCUGGACCUCAUUCCUAAUGACAGACAAGACUGGGAGAGACACUGUGUGGGAGUAGAUCCCACCAGAAAGAACCACCGCAUCAUCAUAGAUGGAGGGGGAUCAGACACUGUAUACAAUGGACACGAGUUCAAGACAGACUUAAAGUACACCAGAGCCAACCGAUACAUAUCUGCUAACUGGGAUGGUAUCUAUGACAAUGAGACAGGAUUGCUUGGUUACUCUGUGACAGCUGGAGAGAAAAUUUGUGAAGAGAAAAUCAAGGCCCAUCAUGACCCCCACGCUCAUCUGUUUGAUGAAUCACAGUGGACAAACAGUGUGAUGAUGACUCCAUUGGAAGCUCCUUAUACCAUUCUGCCAGAUGGGCCAUAUUUCAUCACUGUAAGAGCUAUUAACAAAGUGGAAUAUGGAGGCUCUUUGGCCUCCAGUUUUUGUCACUCCACUCCAUACAUCGUGGAUAACACACCUCCAUUUGUGUAUGAAAUCUAUAACAUAAAAUAUGAGGAGGACCAGUUUAAUCUGAGCAUGUCACACAAUUCAUCGGAUCCAGACUCUGGUCUGAUUAGAAAUGAUCUGUGCCUUGGAAGAACUAGAAGAGAUUGUGAUGAAAUGUUGUGGACCACCAUAGAUUUUAAUCCCAACAUCACCAUGUUAAAGAAACUGACAGAAGGGGUUCCUGUAUGGAUUAAAAUCAAAGCUGUCAACAAUGUUGACCUGAGGACAAUAGGUGUGUCAGAUUCUGCCAUCAUAGUGGACCGAUCUCCUCCUAUAGCUGGUACAGUAAAGGAUGGAGAGGUUUAUAAAGUGGAUCUACAGUAUACAAAGUACCCAGAUAAGAUUUGCAGUAAUUGGCAGGGCUUCUAUGACCCUCAGUCAGGUAUAGCUAUGUAUAUGAUCAGUGUGGGAUCAUCUCCAAACACAACAGAUGUAGCUAACCUGACACAGUUCUCUAGUAAAACUCACUACGCUUGUGUGGAGCUGGAACCAGGCAAAUACUUGGAGCAUAAUCGACAGUACUUCUCUAAAGUGUAUGCUUUCAAUGGUGGUCACAGACAGCUCAAUGUCUCCAUGGUCUCUGAUGGAGUGUUGGUGGAUUUGACGGAGCCAGUAGCGGGAGAAGUGGUGGACGGGUCAGCUGAUGACUUUACUGACCUACAGUUUACAACAAGCCAGGCUAAAGUGGAACUUCAGUGGAGAAAUUACUAUGAUCCAGAGUCCAACAUCAGUCACUAUGAGGUCAAAGUUUACAGAGCCAAAAAUAUGACCUAUGAGUAUGAGCCUAUCCAAGAUUGGGCCCCAUUCCCCAGCACAGCCAACAGUGUGAAGUGGUUAAAGUUCCACCAUAGUCAUGGGGAUAGAAUUCAGACCUCUCUUCGCACCACCAACAAAGCUCUCAACUUAAUUAUCAACACCACUAACAGUUUUGUGGUUGACAUAACACCUCCAUAUCUGCAUUAUCUAUGGGAUGGUCUCCAGUCUAAAGAUCAGGAAUUCCAAUCAGCAACAGACCAGCUUUCAGUCAGCUUCAAGUAUUCAGACAAGGAAUCUGGUGUUGAUCACAUCAAAGUACAGAUCUUUGAAGUUUCUGGUGGUACAAGAUCACAAAAAUACCCAGCUAUUAAAAAUGACUGGAAAAAUUUAAGUGAUGCUUCACCAACCAGCCACACAUGGUCAGGACUAUCCUUAAAGGAGGGUGCUAGGUACAGUCUGAGGGUGGGAGCUGUCAAUCAUGCUGGCUUCCUCGCUGCAUUUGAAACCAACGGAGUUGUCAUCGACACAUCUCCUCCUAUGGUGAUGUGGUUAAGAGUUGGAGUGACAGGGACCUCCAAAGAACACAGAGUAGAUGGAUAUGUAUGGGUGUCAGAUAAGAAGGGUAUCCAGGCCUCCUGGCUCUGUAGGGAUCAUGAAUCAGGUGUGACAGAGUAUUUGGUGGCUGUAGGCACAUCUCCAGGAGGUGAUGAUGUUUUGGCUUGGAAGUCUGUUGGAACAGAAAGCAGUCAGUACAUAACAGGUUUUACUUUGGAGGUUACAAAUCAAACAACUAAAACUCCUACUUAUUAUUUGUCACUGAAAGCUGGGAAUGGAGCAGGUCUGGUCAGUCCAACAGCCACUGUGUCCACUCCUAUCAUGGUCAUGGAGGAGGACAAAGCUGGUUUGGUUGUUGAUGGUGCUGACAACAUUGAUAAGAUUGUUGGUGAGGAUGCGGUCGUAGACUUUAUGUCAGACAUGGACUAUCAACUGGACACCACUACUGUUACGGUCCAGUUUACUGGAUUUGAGAGCACCAUGCAUGGAGUCAUGCAGUUUGAGAUGGCUGUUGGUACUGAACCAAAUGGAGAGGACAUUCUGGCCUUCACAGAGGCAAAUAUUAUCCAUCUGGAGGAAUUAGAUCCUGUAGGAAAAGGAUUAACAAGUUCUGGGUAUGCCCAGAUUAAUAUACCUCUAAAACCUGAGAGAAAAUACUACACUACAGUCAGAGGAAUUACAAAUAAUGGAAAUGUACUACAAACAAGUUCUGAUGGAUUUACUGUGGACCAGACCUCUUCUACUAUUGACAUAGACAGGUUGUCUGGGAAGUCAGCUCAGGAAAUGGACAUUUCAGAUGACAGUUUGGUUUAUGAAUCAACAGAUGAUGCUCUGUCAGCCAUGUGGCAUUACAAUGAGACUGAAUCUGACGUAGUGAGAGCUUGGUAUGCUGUAGGAACUUAUCCAUUCUCUGAUGAUCUCAGUCAGAGAAAGGAGGUGGAGAUCUCUACCACAUUGUCCAGCUAUCUAGGAAACAAUGAAGUGGAACCAGAUAUUUUUGGAAAACCUAAUAUCAUAAGUGUAUGGGCAGAGAACUCUGUUGGACUGGUAAGCCAGAAAGCCACAGGAACAAUUGUAAUAGAUAAGACACCACCAAAGGCUGGCAAUGUAUCCUGCCCAGCGUACAUUCAGCAAUCAGUUCCCAUCGUCUGUUCAUGGACUGGCUUUGUGGACACAGAAUCUCCCAUUAAGGAAUUCCACAUCAUUAUGGGCACCUCAAAGGGAGAUGACUCUGUAUUUUCUGGAGGGGUUGUCCCAGGCAAUAUCCAAACAUUUAUACUACAAGAUGCUGGUAAGAAGAUGCAUCAUGGAGAGGAAUAUUAUGUGACGGUGACAGCUAUUAAUAGUGUGGAUAUGACCAUCAAUGCAUUCUCCAAUGCUGUGGGUUUGGACCUCACUCCACCAAAUGCAGGCGUGGUGGUUGAUCUAAACUCAGUCUACCGCAUAGAUUCUUCUAGCACUGAAAACACUGUGUCCAUGAAUGCAAAGAUUUGUCUAACUGACGAAGAAUGCAGAGCCUUAGAUGCUGUUUGUACAGAGUCUCUGACUUCUCUCUCUGUAACAUGGAUACCAUUUACUGACCCAGAGUCCAGUAUAGUGGAGUAUCAGAUAGCUGUGGGUACCUCCCCUGGAGGAGGUCAGAUCAAAGCUUUCUACAGCAUUCCAGCUGACAGUAAACACCACACAGUCACAGAGCUCAACCUUGAUGGAUAUAGACAGGUAUUUGUGUCUGUCAAAGGAAUCAAUGGUGCUGGCUUAUCAAGUGUUGCUACUUCAAAUGGUGUCUACUUGUCCUAUCUCAGUCAAGGGAGACCACCCCUGUCACAUAUUGGAGUCAUUGACAUGGUCAAUGGAGAGCACAUUGAUGUAGAUUAUCAGACAGACCCCUCUACAAUACAAGCCAGCUGGGAUGUAUCAGGGGAUCCUUGUCCUGUUGUAAAGUAUGAGUGGGCAAUCCGACGACUGGACGGACUGGAAAUCUCGCAAUAUUUAGACAUGGGAGUGAAAACAUCUGGUUUAAUUGAUGGGCUUCAAAUGAAAAAUAAGGAGACCUACAUUAAUUUGAUCCGAGUCACAAAUGCUAUAGGAUACAAGUAUACGCUACGAUCAACUGGGGUAACUAUUGAAAACACUCCACUACUACCUGGUAAAGUGUAUGAUGGAGAUAUUGCAGGAUAUGACCUAAAUUAUUUACCCUCUAAAACAAGAGUGUUUGCCAACUGGAAUGGAUUUGGUCUGCCACCUAAUGCCAUUGUGCAAGUAGAUGUAGAGAGUGGUAAUGAAGGACUUCAUGUAGACCAGAUUGAAGUAGCAGCUCAGGAUAGAAGUCAACAAGUGGCCUACUACUUAGUGGCCCUCGGUACAGACAGACGCUUUAAUAAAACCAGAGACAAUGUGGUACCCUACACUAAUGUCGGAACAAAUACUACUGUUACAUUCUAUGACCUAGACCUUACACCAGGUGUCGCUGUCUAUUACUUCUCCGUUUAUGCUGUUAGUAAAUCAUUCUCCAAAACACUAGUCACGUCUAAUGGAUUCUUUGUUGGGUAUGAUGGAGGUGUCACAGCUGGCAACAUCACCAGUCCAGGACCAUGUGUUGACUCUCUGUUUGAAUUAGAUGUAAAGUAUGAAGGAUUCACAUCUAAACUGGACAUCCUUAUGUAUUAUAUUGCAAUCUCCAAUAAUACAGAUGCUCAAAACAGCAGUUGCAAAGAAUAUAUUUCUGGUGGUGGUAUGUCUGAUGAAGAUAGAAAGAAUAUAUUUUCUGUUCUGGAUGUGUCCAACCAAGGCAAAAAUACCUUCACAAAACUCAAAGGACUAAACUUGCAGCAAGGAGAAACUUACUUUGUUUGGGUUAUCGGAACUGACAAGUCUGGAGAGUGUGCAAUGACUUCCACUGAAUUCUUGGUUGAUAUCACUCAGCCAAAGCAAGGCAAACUGAAAAUAGGACCCUGGUACAACAUGCCUGUUGCCUACACAACAGAAAACAGUAGUGUCAAUGUGACAUGGGAAGGUUUCACAGACCCGGAGUCUGGUGUUGCUUCUUAUGAACUGUCUCUGUGGAGGAACCAGUCCUGUUAUAGUACAACUGAUGGAGAAUUAGUUAAUGACUGGAUUCAGCUCUCCAGCAACUACUCUUUCUAUCAGUUUGUCGAUCAAAAGUUACAGAAAAAUGUUCCAUACUAUGUGAAGUUGAGAGUGAUAAAUUGUGCUGGAGGUUUCCUCACCGUAGAAUCCCCACCAGUCCUAAUUGAUGACUCGGUGCCUGUGUCAGGGGUUGUUGUAGAUGGGACUGACUUCCAAGACGAUCUACUGUGGUUUGGUGACUCAAGUCAGGUUCAAGGCACAUUUUUACAUUUUCCAAAUCCAACUCACCAAUCUGAUUCAUGUCCAAAUCAGAAAAUUUCCAUGAAAGAUCCUCAGUGGAAGACCCUUAACAGACUUGGAAUGUUGGACCCAGAGGGUGAAUUCUGGAAAGUCAAAUAUGAUAACAAAUAUGUAAUGCCAGCUGCAGUGGAAGACAUUGUUGAUGUGAAACUUGUAUUGACUAAGGAUGCAACAAACCAUGAUAUUAUGGGAGCAGGUGCUCUGUACAGAAAGGCAGAACUGUUUAAAGGGGGGAUAUAUAAGCUGAGAAUAAAAGCAGCUGACAGGAGUGGAGAGGCAGUGACAGAGGUUUUAUUCUGGGAUGGACCUAAAAAGGGCCUAGCAACAUACAAAUAUGAAGAAGAGAAAGAGUUUGAGAACUGUGUCUGCUGCUUCACUAAUCCUAUUCCACCUACUUGUGGUGGGUGUGACUGUCCAGAUUAUCUUCUAAAUAAAGGCUACUUCCUGAAUGAGACUUUCACCACAAGCACCACCACUACACAGGCCCCAGACAACAGAACCUAUCCGCCAUAUGAUGUGGUGGAUGAACAGGGCUCCAGUGUUAUUGAUAAACCAGAGACAAUCCAAAGUGUGGCUUAUGACUCGUGUGGAAUACAAAUCUACUCUGCUGAUACACAUAGCAACAAAAGCGCAUUUGUUGUGUCAUGGUGUCGUUACUUUAAUAACUCGAGGAGAAUGGGCAAACUAGCGUCAGAAAUAAAAGUGAAUCCAAGUGACAACUAUUAUGAUUACGAAAUUGAAUUUGCUGUGAAAAAUGAGGAUUCUACAUCAACAAAAUGGUGCAUGAUGGUGUAUGUGGAGGAAGACUUUAUCAAUGAAAUCUGUGAUGUUCCACAGUUGUCCACCAAUGCCUUGUUAUUUUUCCAUGUCUUCAAGAGACACAAUGAGAUUCCACCACAUGAGGACAGAUUCAGUGUUUGGUCAGCCAAAGCUUCUCUGUCUGGUCUAGAGAUGCCCCCCGCUGUAGGAACCUUGUGUAGAUCUGGUCCUCAGUUCAUCAGUUAUAGCAAUCCUAUCAUGUUGUAUGAAGCUGGAGUUGGAACAUCUCCAUUAUCAACAGAUGCAGUGGAUUUCACACCGAUUGAUCACCCCUGUAUUCCCUGUUAUGGAGAAUGUUCCCAUUAUGGCUGUGAUUCCAACUGUAAUGCCACAGUGACAGUUCAGAAGAUCUUUACCCUGACCAAUAUAAGCUUACCCUCUAAAAGAACAAUCUAUAAUGAGACUGGACAUCCAUCAGAGGAGAUUAUCACUUACUAUAUGACAGUACAUGGUGUGACAGGAUCUGGUGCCACUGCAGAAAGUUCCUCCAGUGGAUUUUAUGUGGAUGAUACAGUCCCAGAAUUUGAUCUGGAUAUCAUGGAAGGAGAUUUUUAUUUUGAUGUUGGACAAGGGGAGAGUACUCCUGUUAAAUACCAGAAAUCAAAUGACACAAUCAAAUGUAUCUGGAAAUGUGAUGAUGAAGAAAGUGGUAUUGUGGAAUACACCUGGGCUAUAGGAACAACUCCAGGAUCUACAGAUAUCCAGAACUUCACAUCUACAGGGCAGAAUGUUGUAGGAAUCAAUGACCAGCUAGCAGGAAUAUUAGAGCAUGACCAGACCUACUACGCCACCAUUACUUGUACUAAUGGGGCUGGUCAUACCACGGUCUACACAGACACAAAAGGAGUUGUUGUGAAGUUAAUACCACCAGAAGUGGAUUCAGUGAACACCACUAUACCUGGAACAAUGCCCUUUGUUGAGGAGGUUUUCCCAAAAGAAUCCAUGCAACAACAUGAUCCCACAACAGUGGGCUUCACUUUCACAAAGUCAGAUGAUCCAUCUGUCAAUAGAUAUGAUCUUUGUGUUGGAUCUGAAGAGAACACAGAUGAUAUAGUUCCAUGUACUUGGGUUGGCUACAACAUGUCUGGGUCUGCAAGCAUCAGAAGUGGAUCAUUGUGGAUAAAUGGCAAAGAAGUGAGAAAAUUGUCUGAGCUAAAUCCUUUGCAUGAUAAUUCAUCUACUUCAAAAAGUGAUGGAUUCAAGAUGCCAGUAGGCAAACAGAUGUUUGUCACCAUGCGACUGUGCAAUGAAGCCAUGUUGUGUACCAACAAGAGUCUUGGAGUUGUAGUGAUCACCAACAGUGAAUCUGUGAUUGCCACCUCCACUAAUGGUACAGCCAUCAAAGAGAAGCUCUCACUCUCUGCCAGAAAGAGAUCUACAAAUGACCUUGACAUCUCAACUCCAAAUGGUUUAGCAGAUGGACAGUCAAUAAUUGUUACAAAGCUAACACAGAAAGAUCUGGAGACUACAUAUAGUUCUGAUGCCUCCACUAACUUUGUACCUUACAUACAAGACCCAGCAACAUCUAACGACAUGGUUCAGAGGCUUCUGUAUAAGAGGUUUUAUGGCCAUGGUUUCUCUUUCUCCUUGGUUCCACUGGGAAACAUUGAACUACCUGGCCCUCUUACCAUGUCUUAUCCUGAUAGUGUAGGAAAAGUGACGACAGGAAACAGGACUACUCUAGUGCACUGGAACUCAAAUAUGCAGUACUGGGAGAUUAGCAGUAAGACGUGCACUCAUCUUACUGCAGAGGAACAAGAGGUGUAUGAUCCAAACACACAAACAAUGACUGUUAAGGUAUGCAGUACAUACAACAUUGAGUCCAAACCCACUGAACCACGACAGAGGAGGUCUGUCCAUCCAGCGUACUUCAGUAGAGAAUCCAUGUUCAUACUGGCAGAUACAGCAGCAUCCAUUUAUAACUCCCCACCUAGACUGACCAGUCUGAAAGAGGUCAAUAUUCUGGAGGACUCUGGGAUAGUAAAAUACCAGCUAGAAGCAACAGAUGAAGAAGAUGAUACCAUUAAGUUCAAACUUGAAGACAAAUCCUACAACCUGGGUGAAGUUACUUUGUCUCCCGAGGGAAUGUUGGUGUACACUCCAUGUCAGGAUUGUUUUGGAGUGGAGGACAUUAAUAUUUUGAUGUAUGAGAAACAAAGAGACCCUGAUAUUCCUCCUGCCAACAGCACAGACACCAUCAGAAUCAACAUCCAGGCUGUCAACGAUCCUCCAUUCAUCUUCCUCAUCCAUAACGGACAGUCCAUACUGCAUGAUGAUCCAACAGAGCCCCUAACUAUUUUGCUGGAGGCUAAGAAUGACUUUAAUGUGGAGCUGUGGGAUGAAUCCUGGACUGCUUUACUUGGAGCAUAUGAUGUGGAAUUGGCAGACUCACUGCAUUUAGAAUUAUCUGGGUCUUCUACAGCAAACUUAACUCUAUCUGAUGAAGCUAGGAGAAUACCAUCAGUCUUAGGAGAUUGUUCUUUUAAUGAGAAUAAUCAGCCUUGUAUCCGCAAUUUUACUCAAAAUCUGCCACAUCCUACUGAUAAACUAUCAUGGCUGAGUUACUCAAUCAAGUUUUCACAACCUUUGAACCAGUUUGGAAAUUUUUCUGCAAACCUCUAUUUCAUGGACAGUGGAAAUGGAACUUCUCAGCCAAUUACCAUCAAAUUUGGUCUGAUGGAAUCUCCUUGUCAUAAUGGUGGAAAAUGCUAUGCCACAGGUGUCUAUCCUUGCAAUGACACCCAUAGAACACACAGUUUUGAUGCCUACUACAGAUGUGAAUGUCCCCGAGGUUAUCAAGGGAAACACUGUACUGAGGAUAUAAAUGAAUGUCUUAGUGAUCCCUGUAUGGCACCCCUCAUCUGUUAUAAUGAAAUCAACCACUACCGGUGUGCAUGUCCCCAGGAUCAGCCAAACUGUGAGCUCCUGCCCUGGAUGAUAGCUCUGAUUGCUGUUCUGGUGGUCGUGGCAAUCGUGACCAUUAUUGUUUUGGCAGUAGUGAGAUAUAAAGUCAAGAAAAGGAAAGAACCCUAUGAAAAAGAACUUCUUGGCUCACAAUCUACAUUAGCCUCCACAUUCAGUCUCAACAAAUCUGAUGAAGGAGAAAAGGAAAAGAUAGAGGAUCAGUGCUCCUCUGAAAUGCUUUGCAAAGGACCAGAGAUCAAGUUUGAUGACUCUGAGAACUUCACAGAAGAAAAGGUUCCAUUGCCUGAUGAAAAGGAGAUGGUUCAUGUACAGAAUUGGGUGGAACAGAAACCUAACCCUGAUUACUAUAGUAACCGCCUUCUGAAAUCAAACUUUAAGCCUUUGUUACCAGUGAAGGAUUCCAUUGUAUCAGGAAAAUCUAUCAAGAAAGACAAGACAGAGAAGAAAUCAGGCAAGAAAACAAGGAAAGAAAAAGCAGAGCAGCAUUUGAAACAGAACCUUAGAAAGAGUAUGGGCCCAACUAAACCUGCAUUCCAGACCCAAAUGCUACCAGAUAUUGUCAGAGCAGACCAUGCAACGAUUCCUGGCUCAAAUGAUCCGAACCUGGUGAAAUCAAGUAAAGUUCAUCCUGUUGAUUUUGACUUGAAACCAAACAAGAAAACUGGUGCAAGGGAAGGCCCUCCAAUUCUCAGUGCUGUUGGAAAUGAGUUCAGCAAGCAAGAGGAGAGUUCUGCUGAUUCAGUCUCUACAUUACUGCAUGACCUAUCACCUUCAGUCAUCACACCAACAGACCCACUGAUGGAAUCACAGACUCCAAGAUUUGAAGGGUUGGUAGUUACCAGACACAAUAAAGUCCAUCCACUGCAUACAACAGGAUCUUGCCUGCAGGCUGCCUUUACUGAUGAGAGCAUGUCUGUUUAUGAGAAGCAGCAGGGAAAGAGAGAUCUGAUUGAGCUAGACACUUCUGAUGGGGCCAUCUCUAAUAAAAAAUGUGGCGUUGAUUUAGAGGAUAAGUCUGGAACCAGCUCAGUCUGAACAACAAUGCUUUAGUUCUCUUAUAGUUGUGUAGAUCCUGUCAAACUUUCAACUUUUUAUUAAUUUAUUUAAUUUGCUACAAACCCCAAUGACUUUUAUUUAUAUAAUAA
Molecule: messenger RNA, 35732 nt
Organism: Saccostrea echinata
Lineage: Eukaryota; Metazoa; Mollusca; Bivalvia; Ostreida; Ostreidae
Exons: 210
Coding region: 1-35622 (11873 amino acids)
Molecular function (GO): protein binding; calcium ion binding
Source: RefSeq, a predicted model, not a curated record